AUUUCCCCGCGCCGGUACUCCAAACGCCAAAUCGGUGCUGAAGAUGGUGACCUUUAGACUCCAGAAAGCGUCACCCACCACUGUACUGGAUUACUACCACGAGGGCUCGGCUGAUGCGCCAGUACUGGACAGCGACUCCACAGAAGUGACGGACAUCCGAUGGUACGAGUUACGUACACCCUUGAAGGAAGCCUUCCCGUGGUUUGAGUACUUAGCCAGAGUGGGGUGGACGCCUUGUGGGAAAUUCGUCUGGGUCCAACUCCUGGACCGCAAGCAGCAGCGUUUGGAGUUGGCCCUCAUCCCGGUGGAACAGUUCAGCACACCAGUCACUUACGAGAACGCACCGCCGCACCUACGGAACCCCUCGCCGGUCGCUAAGGAACCCUUGGAUCAGAAGCCGCAAGACAUCCAAGUGCUAAUAUCGGAAUCGGCGCCAGACGCGUGGAUCAACGUCCACGACAUACUACACUUCCUGCCCAGCGCGCCAGGCGAGGCCAGCUUCGUCUGGGCCUCGGAGGAGACGGGCCACCUGCACCUGUAUCUGGUCACGUGCGCCAUAAACCGGCGCGAGCCAGCUUGUGACGCGCCAGGCGAGGCCAGCUUCGUCUGGGCCUCGGAGGAGACGGGCCACCUGCACCUGUAUCUGGUCACGUGCGCCAUAAACCGGCGCGAGCCAGCUUGUGAGUAUACCAUUCUACUUGUCUCUCCUGUCCUCUCCUCUCUCCUGUCCUCUCCUCUCUCCUGUCCUCUCCCCUCUCCUGCCAGCGCGCCAGGCGAGGCCAGCUUCGUCUGGGCCUCGGAGGAGACGGGCCACCUGCACCUGUAUCUGGUCACGUGCGCCAUAAACCGGCGCGAGCCAGCUUCGGUGCUGGACAUGAUAACGGACGAAGGCCCAGCGUUGGGCCCGCACAUACUGAGCCGGGAGCCGAUCACAGCUGGUGACUGGGAGAUCAUGGGCAGGAAGAUCUGGGUAGACGAAGCCCGCCAGCUGGUUUACUUCCUAGGGCUCCGCGAGACGCCGCUGGAGCGCCACCUGUACGCGGCGCCGUACAACCCGCCGCGACCGCACGCGCCCACGCUGCUGACCACUGUCGGCCACUCGUGCGCGGUGGAUAUUGACGAGGACUGCACAACGGCGGUGGUGACCAGUUCAUCCAUCAGCAGCGUGCCAAGAACACGGGUCUACCGCUUGGCGCACUCGCCGCCAAGACUGCACGCGCAAGGCACACUAUUGGAGCGCGCAGAAUCACCCGAGACGCGCAGUUUCAACGGCUCGUGGGACAGCCGGUCCGGCGACGGAGACGAUACCGAUUGCAGCGACACCGGCAUGCUUAUACGAGAAAACUCGCUAUCCGUCCACGACAUACCGCCCGCGCAGAUAUUCACUACGCGUCUCUCGUGCGGCGCGCCCGCCUACUGCUCGCUGUGGCGCUGCGCCCGCCCGGGGCGGAGCCCUACCGUGCUGCACGUGUACGGCGGGCCCGAGGUGCAGACCGUCACCAACAGCUACAAGCACACGCGGCUGUCGUGCGGCGCGCCCGCCUACUGCUCGCUGUGGCGCUGCGCCCGCCCGGGGCGGAGCCCUACCGUGCUGCACGUGUACGGCGGGCCCGAGGUGCAGACCGUCACCAACAGCUACAAGGGCAUCCGCCAACUCCGCAUGCAUAUGUUAGCAGCGCGUGGGUUCAACGUAGUUGCGGUCGAUUCGAGGGGCUCGAAGCACCGCGGGCGCGCGUGGGAGGCUGCUAUCAAGGGCAAGAUGGGGCAGGUGGAGCUUGACGACCAGGUCGAAGUAUUGCAAUGGCUGGCCAAAGAAACUGGCUGUAUCGACAUGGAAAGGAUCGCGAUACACGGCUGGAGUUACGGUGGUUAUCUCUCGCUCCUCGGCCUAGCAACGCGUCCGAACAUAUUCAAAGUGUGCGUGGCUGGCGCGCCUGUCACCAGCUGGCGUCUCUACGACACCGCCUACACCGAGCGCUAUAUGGGCCUGCCGUGCGCGGCGCCGCAUGCCUACACGCGGGCCAGCGUGCUGGCUCACGCUCCAUUCUUCCCUGACCAGGAAGGCCGUCUGCUGAUUAUCCACGGGCUGGCGGACGAGAACGUACACUUCUGUCAUACCGCGGCUCUGCUUGCGGAGCUGGUGCGCCUCGGGAAGCCGCAUCGUGUUCAGAUCUACCCGGGCGAGCGGCACUCGCUGCGCGCCGUGCACGCCGCCAAGCACUACGAGGCGGCGCUGCUGCACUUCCUGCACGAGCACUUGUGAACAAUACACGACG
Messenger RNA from Ostrinia furnacalis (Asian corn borer), 2276 nucleotides. Its product is annotated as dipeptidyl peptidase 9-like. The annotation marks the transcript as partial. Gene Ontology annotation, molecular function: dipeptidyl-peptidase activity; serine-type peptidase activity. The transcript has 16 exons. Gene Ontology annotation, biological process: proteolysis. The record is from RefSeq and is a predicted model, not a curated record. NCBI's taxonomy places the organism in Eukaryota, Metazoa, Arthropoda, Insecta, Lepidoptera, Crambidae.